Messenger RNA from Triticum turgidum subsp. durum (durum wheat), 801 nucleotides. The record is from the annotation of a GenBank genome assembly. NCBI's taxonomy places the organism in Eukaryota, Viridiplantae, Streptophyta, Magnoliopsida, Poales, Poaceae.
AUGGAGGGGCCGGCGCUCUCGCGGAUCGCGCCGCACAUGCGCGACGUCUUUGCCGUCGGCCCCCUCCACGCCAGGCCAGCCGCCAGACACGCCGCAGAACACGUGAGCAGCGACGACAUGAGCUUGUCGGCGUGGCUGGACGGCCACGAGGACCGGUCCGUGGUGUACGUGAACCUAGGGAGCCUCACGAUCGUCUCCAGCGAGCAGCUGGCCGAGUUCCUGCACGGCCUCGUGGCCGCCGGCUACGCCUUCCUGGGCGUGUUCCGGCAGGACAUGCUCCACCAGAUGGCCGCCGCCGCCGCCGCUAGCGCUAGCAAGUCCUCCGUGGCCCUCCGGGAAGCGGUGGAGGCGGUGGCAGCAGCCGGCAGCGAGAGGGCGCUGGUGGUGGAGUGGGCGCUGCAGCGGGACGCGCACCACGUGCUGCGGCACCGCGCGGUGGGGUGCUUCCUGACGCACGGCGGGUGGAACUCGACGCAAGAGGCCGCCGUGGAGGGCGUGCCGGCGGUGUGCUGGUCCUUCUUCGCCGACCAGCAGACCAACAGCCGCUUCGUGGGGGCCGUGUGGAGGACGGGGCUGGACAUGAAGGACGUGUGCCAAAGGGCCGUGGUGGAGAGGAUGGUGAGGGAGGCAAUGGAGUCCCCUGAGAUCAGGGCGUCGGCCCAGUCCAUGGCACGGCAGCUCAGGCUGGACGUCGCCGAGGGGGGCUCGUCGUCGUCCGAGUUGGAGCGCCUCGUCCGCCUCAUCACCGAGCUCAGCCUCAGUGCCGUGAAAAUUUCAUCGCCUGCUCCCGCUCUCACUUGA